This is a messenger RNA of Drosophila eugracilis, 1398 nucleotides long. RefSeq lists its product as uncharacterized. The record is from RefSeq and is a predicted model, not a curated record. The transcript is spliced from 2 exons. Bases 108 to 467 code for a protein of 119 amino acids. NCBI's taxonomy places the organism in Eukaryota, Metazoa, Arthropoda, Insecta, Diptera, Drosophilidae.
AAGACUGAAAUUUCCCUUUAGUCAAUCGGUAAGAACAUAAGGACUUGUUUUUCCAUCCCUGCCGAACAGCUGACUUCAGAAAGGACCAAACAAGUAACGGCGAAACGAUGCGUUCUGCAAUUUUCUUUGCUGUCUGUUUAAUAAUAUUGAAAUUCGCUUAUGGUUACAAGGAGAUGCACGGACUAAAUGGAAAGCUUUUCCCAAAGGCUGCAACAUUCAAUUUUCCCGAGUAUGCCUAUAAGGAGACCAGCAAGAAUGAAAUAACCUACCAUGAACUUGAAGUGACAUGUGACCAGCAUGCCCAAUGCAUAAAUCUAACUCCUGUGGGCGUGGCCAAGAUCAACUGCAUCAGGCAGUGUAUAUCGCCUUCCUGCUACCAGGACAUCUAUGCCUUCAAUGAGCUGGAAGAGGGCGAAAUCGAUGCCAGGCUGAAUUCCUUUAAGGGCUGCGUCAUCCAGCGCAUGUAGCAGCGACCCCAGUUGUUCAAGGAGUGCUUCAUCUUCAAGUGGUUAGAACUUACUGGGAUUACUUAUUAAACGAAAGCUAUGUUGAUCUGUGCCCAAGAGAAGCAUUUAAAGGACUUGUAAUGGCUAAUAUUAACCCUCUUGUGAGGCUUAUAUACAUUUCUAGGAAUGCUGUAGAAACUGUUUCUAUAGAACUUUCACGGACUUGUUGCCUAAUUAUGUUUAAAAAGGAUUUCUGUAACUUUUUAGAUAAAAUGAAAUUUAUAUAUAGAUUGGUAAUGCGAUCAAGGAACUGUCUUUAAUGUUAAAGCCAAAUUUAGUAAUAAACUUUUUCACUGAAAUCAAAACUCUAGAAAUAAUGUUUAUAUGGAAAAAUCCAACAAAUUAGUAUCAGUUAAGUAAUAUUUUUUAUUGCUGUUAACAACUAUUUUUGAAAAUAUUUGCUUAUGUUUCUUAAUUCUUUCUUUUAUAAUAUUAGAAUCUAAUUUUUGAAACUCGAGUGCAGUAGUAGCCAAGUCCUAACCCAAAGACUCCUUAGAAAUAACAGCUUCUUUAGCAAAAAUGUUAAUUAGCUAUGCAUUAAAAAUUGGGUACGAAUUCAACUUAUAACUUAAAUACUAAUUACUUUUUUAAGUUCAGUGAAGGAGUAAUGACUAAAUCAAUCUUUCUAUCAUCAAAAAGUGCUCCUGUCAACCAGCCAAACCAGUUUUGCCCAGACUGAAUGUUUGAUUUGAAUUCAAUACACAUUCAAUUGCAUAUAUUAUAUGUACAACGGAGUACGUGAAGCAGGAAAAUAUUGUAGUGCUCAAACGGUUACAACGGCAAUUUCCGAAGGAAAAUACAAUUUAACUUUACGACUCUUGCGCCUAUGACAACAAUUGGCGUUGGCUUCCACCGAAUCCCCUUGCAUACCCUUCGAACCAUCAACCUUUUG